GGUACGCAAGUCGCUGCUAUCUGUAAAACUACGUAAAUCGAAAUCGUUAUCACUGAACUCAUGUUGUACCUCCUAAAUAUAAAGCCACUUCUCUGAGAUGCUGGUUUCUAAUGGAGUUCUAAAAACAAGAAAUUAAGAGUACGAUGUGGAUACGACCUGCAAUCAUUUUAAAUUUAAUCACCAUCGAAUUUUCUUUAACUAAUUAUAUAGAAAACGAUCCGAUAUCGACCGAGGGGCAUGCGAAUUUAUUUGACAUGAAAACAUCUAAAAAGUAUCAAAAUAUUAGAUUGAUGGAACCAAAAAAAGGAAUUCAUUUAAAUCGACCUUCAUAUUCGCCGUGGACUCGAUGGAGUGUAUGCCAAGAAGGUCGUAAGACCCGGAGGCGACAUUGUGUACUUAAAAGAGUGUGUGGGGACUCCUUACGCGUUCAAGUUUCAAGAUGUAGACAACGCAACAGGGGUCGAAAGAAGAUGACACAAAACACAAAGUUCGGAAAUUACAUGAUUAUACCUCAAAGACGUCAGUUAGAUUCCGAAGAUGUGCAGAAACGAUUCCGUGGAUUCUCGCAGUGGAGCUCAUGGACUAAUUGUUCUCGCAAAUGUACAACUGUAAGAAGAAGGCGAUGCAUGAAACGGUCAAUUUGCGGUCGUAAAAUUGUAAAGCACUCGGCGUACUGCUAUUUGGAAGGGAGUUUCUGUCACACGUGGAUACGAAACAGAAUGCAGAAGCGGCAGGACCCAGGGCGUGCAGUAUUACAAGCCAUGCCUCCACCGGCUCCAGCGAUACAUCAUGAAGAUUACCGAAUGGCUCCGACUGCCCACUCCUGUGGUCGACUAGGACGGUAUCGAGGCUCUGUAGCCGCGAGGUACAGGGGACGUAUGAGAGACAUGAUCCGGAUCAUCGGAGGAAGGCCGGCGCCGCCUGGUAAAUGGCCGUGGCAGGUUGCCGUUCUAAAUCGAUUUAAGGAGGCGUUUUGUGGCGGGACCCUCGUUUCGCUUCGCUGGGUGGUGACAGCAGCUCAUUGCGUGCGGCGACGGCUUUACGUGCGCUUGGGUGAGCACGACCUGCUCCUGCGGAACUACGGGGAACUGGAGAUGAAGGUCACCGAAGCAGUCGUACAUCCUCGAUACGACCCUGACACGGUCAUCAACGAUGUCGCCAUGCUCCGAUUACCGACGUCCGCCCGCCCCGACCUUGGUCACGGGAUAGCUUGCCUUCCGAAUACACACCAGUCUCUCCCUCCGCAUACAUCCUGCAUAAUACUCGGGUGGGGUAAGAAGCGGCCCACAGAUGUCCACGGUACGAGGGUGUUGCACGAAGCGCAGGUUUCGACAAUACAGCAGGGCGUAUGUCGUCGCUCGUACUGGCAAUACGCCAUCACAGACGACAUGGUGUGUGCGGGGCGCGGGCGGCGUGAUUCAUGCGCAGGUGACUCCGGCGGACCGCUGCUUUGUCGGGACCGCUCCAAUAGAUACGUCUUACAGGGUAUUACCAGUUUCGGAGACGGAUGCGGGAAGCGUGGGAAGUACGGCAUAUACACGAGAACUGCUGGUUACGUCACUUGGAUUAAAGACGUAAUGAAUAGCAAAUACUUCGAUUGAAAUUGAUCUGAAGAUAGUCUUUUUGCUUGGAGAGAUAACGUGACUAUGAAGUGGUAUACUCACCAUUAAGCAUUGCCUAAUUAGGCACACUAUAAAAUAUUUAAGGUCACGCUUGUUUUGGUUUAAGUGUUUCAGAUUCGGGAAAGUUUUAACGAAAAUGUAUAUUGUAUCUAAUUUAAUUUGGGGUCGUAAUAUUCUCAGUGCGAUUUCCAUUUCAGUACUAAUUAAUCUCUAGUUACAAAUACGUAUAUCCGAGACGAGGCUGCAACAGGAUCUUAUUACUAAUGACUUUGUUACCUAAUCCGCGUCGUAUCUUUGAAUAUAGCCAUAGAAUAUGCUAUUAUAUGAUGUGGAUAAAACACUAUUUUAUCUAUAAAUUGUAACUGAUGCUAUAGCAGUGAUGAUAUUCUAUUGGCAGCGGAGAAUCUCAUUUUCCAUAGAGAAAGUGGUUUAUAAGCGC
This is a messenger RNA of Bombyx mandarina (wild silkworm), 2061 nucleotides long. Its product is annotated as serine protease 30. NCBI's taxonomy places the organism in Eukaryota, Metazoa, Arthropoda, Insecta, Lepidoptera, Bombycidae. The record is from RefSeq and is a predicted model, not a curated record. Gene Ontology annotation, biological process: proteolysis. Gene Ontology annotation, molecular function: serine-type endopeptidase activity.